Molecule: messenger RNA, 954 nt
Organism: Gymnogyps californianus (California condor)
Lineage: Eukaryota; Metazoa; Chordata; Aves; Accipitriformes; Cathartidae
Gene: COMMD4
Product: COMM domain containing 4
Exons: 8
Coding region: 135-734 (199 amino acids)
Source: RefSeq, a predicted model, not a curated record
CGCCGAGGCGGGGACGGGGACGGGCGGAGCGGCCGCAGCGCCUCCCGCCCGCCCAGGGCUCCCCGCCCGGGAGCGGUUCCGGGUCGCGGAGGCAGGCUCUGCGGCGGCAUCGGAGACCGGGGACCGGCGGCGACAUGAGGUUCCGCUUCUGCGGGGACCUGGACUGCCCCGACUGGGUCCUGGCCGAGAUCAGCACCCUGGCCAAAAUCUCCUCGGUGAAGCUGAAGCUGAUCUGCGCCCAGGUGCUGCGGGACCUGCUGGGGGAGGCCAUCGAGUAUGAGAAGAUCCUGAAGCUGACCUCGGAUGCCAAGUUAGAGUCGGGAGACGUGAAGGCGACCAUCGCCGUCCUCGGCUUCAUCCUCUCCAGCGCCGCCAAGCACAACGUGGACAGCGAGUCCCUGUCGAGCGAGCUGCAGCAGCUGGGGCUGCCCAAAGAGCACGCCAGCGGGUUGUGCCGGUCCUAUGAGGAGAAGCAGAGCUCCCUCCAGGACAGCCUCAGGGCCUGCAGCCUGAGACUGAGCCAGCUGGGCUCGGUGUGCUGGCGGGUGGAUUACACCCUCAGCUCCAGCGAGCUGCGGGAGGUCAACGAGCCCCUCGUGCACCUGACCUUCAACGUGCGGGACGGGGAGCGCGGGAGGACGGCGGCCGUCCCCGUGGCCCUGUCGGCUGACAAGUUCCGGGUGCUGCUGGCAGAGCUGAAGCAGGCCCAGGCCCUGAUGAACACCCUUCUCUGAGGAGCUGGGAGAAGGAGCAGCGGCGCUGGAUCGCGGGGCCGGACCCGGUGUGCCCGACUGGGCCCCGGCAUUGUCCGGCUGGGGAGGGGGACGCCGGGGGCAGCUUUCCCUGCCCUCCUGCCCGCACCUGCCGGGCCCCCGGCAGCAGGCGAGGCUGCUGGGGUCCCGCGGUGAGGCUGUGCCCCGGGGGAAGCUCCAAUAAAGGUAACGGUGACCAUGC